Molecule: messenger RNA, 327 nt
Organism: Papaver somniferum (opium poppy)
Lineage: Eukaryota; Viridiplantae; Streptophyta; Magnoliopsida; Ranunculales; Papaveraceae
Exons: 1
Coding region: 1-327 (108 amino acids)
Source: RefSeq, a predicted model, not a curated record
AUGAAUGCUAAAGAUAAAUACUUAGGAUCACCGCUCAUUCUGGGCCAUUCUAAGCAAGAAUCUUUCAGAGCUAUUAAGGAAAAUUUUAUAGACAGACUUUCUGGAUGGUCUUCAAGUAUUAUAACUCAAGCUGACAAGUCAAUAAUGGUUAAACAUGUGCUCAUCUCAGUUCCUCUCUACCAGAUGGGUAUUUUUCAGUUACCUAAACAUCUAAUAAAUCAGUUAACUUCUCUUCAAAGGAAAUACUUCUGGGGUUAUAGUUUCAAUAGAGGUUUUAAUCCUAUAUCAUGGUCCAAGAUUUGCAAAGCCAAAGAUCUUGGUGGUUAG